GGUGAUCGAGUGGGACACAUGCAGUGCAGGUGGCAUGUAGUUGUUAAGGGUCAGUCAAUUCAGAAGAGGAAGCAAACGGCCAAAAGCCUCAUUCAUCCAAUGUCCGCUAGUUACAUACACACAUACACACACAAACAGCGAUACACUACACCCCUCCUCGAACAAACACGAGGCGGCCUAUCUGUCUAGCAAGAACGAACACCACUCAUUGCCUACCCUACAGGGCACCGAACCAUUGGGACAGCCAGGCGGCGUCUGCCACAUCGUUGAGUGCGCCCGGCAUGCUGGGCGCCUGCGGCCAGUCGACGGCAUCGUAGAAGAGCCUGCUGCUGGAGAAUAGAGGGGUGGACCAGCCGGCAAUGAACUCCAACGCCUCGUUGUACACUUCGUCUGCCUGCACACCACACCACACCACACCACACCGCACCACCAACAAACAAACGACGAGAGACGUGACGGACGGACACCACCACGAGCGGGCCAAGCUGCCUGUCUCUGCUCUCCGCGUAUGUGGCCGUCCUUGCCUUGUCGUUGAGGUACUGUUCGAGUGCCAUGGGGCCGAUGCCGGGGUUGGAGGUCAGGUAUGAGGACACAAGGUUGGCGGCCUCGAUGGUGCGCAUGUACAGGUGGUCGUUGAAUGCACGAACCUUGCUGGGCUCGCUCAUAUACUGCCUGUCGAACUGCAGCCAGGGCACACGACACGGAAGAAACAUGAGGUCGGUGAGACAGUGUGUACGCUGCGUGGCAGAGAAUCGAUCCCUGACGGGUGUCUGUCCCCUCACCACCUACUCUACUCACCCCUUUCUUCUUGGUGGUGACUUUUUCGGCGAACCUGUCGAUCCUCUCGCCGACUUGUCUCUUCUGGCCCUCCCACCCGAGGUCCGCCACUCUGGUGGGCACCCUCUCCCCCAUCAUGCCCCCGCUAAUCGUCCCGCCAGACGAGGGCUGCAGAUGGAACUGCACGAUAGUCGCCACAUCCAUGGCCGUCAAGCCGGGAAACAGUGGCGGCGUGACCCCCGGUAUCCCUCCACCCAAAACCGGAUCCAGCAAAGACGGACCGGUCUGGAGCGGCAUCAGCUCGUUCAAGAGGUCCGUCUCGGCGGGCUGGAGGAGGGACGACGUGCCUCCUGUGAGGCCGGGGAGGAGUGACGGCUGCUGCUGCUGCUGGGGGGUGAGGAGUGCCUCGGCCUCGCUGAGGAUGCCCUGGGCGGCCGCAGCACCGCCGUCCACAAUGCCAGAGGUGGUGGCAGCGAUGCCGCCCAGGGGAUCGACGCCCAUGCCCAUGCCCAUGCCGCCCAUGCCGACUCCCAUGCCGAUGCCUGCGAGCGGCUGGGUCACCAUCGAUUCCAGGCUCGAUGCAGCUCGUCGCACGAGGUAGUCGUCCUGACAAGCAUACAUCAACACACACACACAUACGUCAGCUUUGUGGGUAACUCAGUGAGAGACUGACCACGAGAUUGGUUGAGAGGAGGCUUGUGGAUGUGGGGGCGAAGCCCAGCUGCAGCCUUCUCCUCCGGCUGUUGGCAGCCCUCCCCCUGACGAGGCCGUCGAAGAAUGUCGUCACCUCGGUUCUGACGCUGGUCAUGGCCUCGGUGCCGAGACUGGUGAUGGCCGUGGGGGUCAGGAUGGCCUGGAUGACCUUGUCAAUGUCGCCCGCCUGGAUGGAACCGGCCUUGUCCAUGGUACCCUUGACCGCCUUCUCCGCAUCGGUGCUUCACGAAGAGAACGAAAGACAGAAAGACACACACACACACAUACACUCAUGACGAUGGACGGGCUGGGCUGCAUCUGUGUGGUUGAUACGAUACCCACACAGACACGUGUCUGGAUGCUUCUCACUUACUAUUGUGGGUUGAUGAGGGCAUCGAAUCUGUAGAGGUAGGCGCCCAGCAGCUCCUCACCCAUCGACAUGAUGUAGUUGGCCGGCUCCUCAACUAUACACACACACACACACACAGAGACUGCGAAUAUGUGUGUGACGUUCUGCCUCACUUGUGUGUGUGAUGAUGUUUUCGAUGAAGGCCGUGAUGUCCUUCAUAAAGUUGGGAAGCUCUGAGAGCGGCAGUUGAGUCAAGUAUGUGAUGAGCUGCACACACACACACACACACACGCACAGACGAAUGACAGACACACAAAUGGAGAUGACGUGCAAUGUCUCCCUCCUCCCUCCCCUCCGAGGAAUCUGUGCUAUGCCAGGUCAUGGUGCAGUGCACUGGACGCCCACUUUGUUUAGGUUGCCGUAUGUGAAGGGUGCAACCAUGUCGAUGAAGCCGUGGAAGUGAUCCGGGUCGAACAGAGGCAUCAUGCCCCACACCUGACACACACACAGACACCGUGAGACACAUUAGAUGGGUGCGCGGGGAGGAGAGAACCUCUGCGCAUCCACCCGUCCACCCAUACCGUCUUUGCGACUUUCUCCAGGAAGGAGACCGCGAGUUUGAGGAUCUCCAUCGGGUGCCCCGCGAACUUCUUGAACCCUGCCAGCCACUUGGCCGUCAGCUCUUUACCCCUGUCCGGGAGCUUCCCCAGGAUCUCGGUGAAUUCCUUGAGGAAAGGGAUGUCCGGGGUCACGAUCGACCCGCCAUAGGUCAGCACGUCCAGGAAGGGGAUAGUGGGCGUCGGGAGGCUGCCCGCGAGGCCCGCCAGCGACCCCGCGAUCUUGCUGGGGACGACCAGGAGCUCCUCGAAGGGGUUGUAGAUGGGCAGGCCUUUCGGAAACCCGGCCGGGGGCGGGGGAAUGAGGUCAAGGAGGCCCUUGAAGUACUUGUCCACAUGGAGGAGGUCCGGCACGUGGGGCAGCACUGGGGGCAGGUAGGGCAGCUUGAAGUAGGCCCCGACGAAGUGCUCGGCGAUGGCGAGCCACUCAUGGGCGAGCCUCUCGACGAGGCCCUGGAUCUCUUUGACCACGGGCGGCGUCGUGAUGGCCGUGGGGAGCAGCAUCGACAGGUGGGAGCUGCUCAGCUGGCCCAGCAGGACGUGGUAGCCAUCCACCUGACAUACACACACAUACACACACAUAUAUAGCAAAGCAUCUGUGGCUGUCCCAUCCCACCCCCGAUUCUUCCAACUAUCCCUCACUCACCGCGAGUUUGGGCAGGUACUGGUCGAACAGUGUCUUCUGGUCAUGUCCCGCCUCCUUGUGAUGUCCGUCGCCGCCCAGCCGCAGCAGCUCCAAAAAGGGCGCCAGGACGUGCUCCAGGAAGCCUCCCCACUCAUCCGGACUCAGCAGGUCCAUGACCGGCUUGGGCAGCCCUGUCAGGAGAGAGGGCGUGAUCUCGUAGCCACCCUUGAGAGCGUCCUGGAAGAGCUUGAACAGCCCCUUGUCGAAGCUGUCGGCCAAGCGCUCGAUCGCGGGAAUGCGCAGCUGGGCGUCCUUGAUGAUCGCCGCGGCCACGUCUCUGAGGUAAUUGGCGCGAGAUUUCUCGUUGACGGGGCCUGACAGGUCGAAGUAGCGACGGAACUCGCGCAGCACUGCACACGCAACGUCAUGCAACAGACACAGACACACCACGUAGCGGGAGGGUACAUGUCUCUGCCGCUGCUGCUGGUGCAGAGGUGUGUGUCUGAAUGUCUCACUCUUGCCGCCCUCAUGCGAGACGAAGUUGAUGGAUGCGACGUCCCAGAAUCCGCCGCUGAGAAUCUUGCUGAAUGGCUCGAAGGCCUUGACGAGCUCCUUGACGAACAUGUCCAAGAUCUCCAUAGUCUUGCUCAAAGGGCUCUUGAAGAAACCGGCCAAGGCCUUAGUCGCAGCGCCGCCACCAAUGGGCUUCGUCAGCUCGGGCUUCGUCAGCUCACCCUACGCACACAAUCGAGCAGAGAUGCAGGCGGGACCCCCACGAUUGCCCGUCCGGACCAUCAGGUGGGAUGCGAGAUCGUCGAGGUGCGUGAGUGCGUCGAGGGGCUGGAAGUGGGGCACCUUGACGGGCGGGGGUGGCAGGAACGGCAGCUUGGGGAACAUCUCGGCGUACGUCCUGGCCUCGUAGAACAGCUGCACUCACACACAACAAAGACGGAGGGGGACAUCCAUUGCUUCUGUGGGUCUGUGCUGUGUGGGGGUGCUGUGCUGUGCCGGGCUGUGCUGUGCUGUGCUGUGCUGUGUGUGUCUGGCGUCACCUCCUUGGCCAAGCGGGUCAUGAACUCAUAGACAUCGGUUGUCACCUCUGCCCGCAAGAACCAAGAAAAACUACAUAUUAUAAUCGACUGGUGCAGCAGCAGCACUCUCUUUCUCACUCUCUGCGUAUCCGGCAGCUGGCUGGAGCAGCUUGAAGCCCUCAAUAACAUUGACGCUCAUCAUGUUUUCGAAGACGUGCUUCUCCGCCUCGCAGUCGGCCUUCUCGCAUGAGUAGCCGCCCGCCGCGAGAAUCUUGUGGAAGGUGGCGGCGAGCUGCUGCAUCAUGUGGACGAAUGGCGCCAGGGCCUCCUGCAGAAAGGUGUGGAGCUCCAGGUCGGUAUACUCGACUAUCUUGCCGUUGCGGUCGCCCAUGAAGAUGUCGGCCAGGGGCUUCAGCAAGUCGUAUCCAAUGGAGAUCGGCUGGAUGGCGGUGCUGAGCAGCGUAGGCUCUCGCUCAAUCCCCAGGUUCGUUAUGUACACCUCGCCGGCGGCUUGGUUCUUGCUUGGGGGCUUGCUGGGGUCGUACAUGAGGCGCCGUCUGGCCUUGGGGCCGAAUGUCUGGCUGAAGAAGAGGUCGCAGAGGGACUUCUCAAAGGACUUGUCCGGGAAGCGAUCGCAAGUGGGGAUGCGGGCCGUGACGCCGGCCAGGAGCUCCGUGGCGAGCUUCUCGAAGUAGCUCAGCAGCUCAUUUCGAGGAAGCUUAUCCACCCACCCCUUGCCCAUCUUCAGAAACGUCUCAACAUCUGAAGAAGGGAUGUGGUGCGAGCGUGUGUGUAUGGCGGGUUCUGUCUCUCUCUCUCUUGUCUGUCGAUAGGGUUGCGUACACUUGGCAGCCGUGUGCGAGAUGAAGUCGCGAAAAGCGUCCGCAUAGCCUUUGAAUUCGCCGGCGAUGGUGGUCCACACGCCGAGGGCUUGAUUGUACAUGGGCAUCACGAAGUCGUUGAGGAAUGUCUCAAUCGGCUCGAUCAUGACUUCCAGCCCCAAAGCGGGCAAAACCAUUCCCAGUUCUUCCUUGCCGGUGGGCUGCCUGUUGGCAAACAUGCCCUGAAUAUACAGCCAAGGGAGACACAAGAGACGCGAAAGCAGGCUUUGUAGGUCAUUAUGGUUUAUCAGCCCUUAUAUUGUGGAUACGUGUCGUAUACUACCGAGAUAAGCUUGGUGAGAUCGUCCAGCACAGAAAGCGGCAGGAAGUCGACUUCCGGCGAUGUGUAGAGGCUCCAGCCCUUGGGCCCCAGCGUCUCUAGGUCAAAAGCGAUCAGGCUCUGCAGGUCGACAAUUUCGCCGGGGAAUUUGGUGGGGAUUCCUGUGAGCAGGUCCAACGCCUCCUGAGGCAGAAAACAAGCCAGACAGCAUGACACAUCUUCUGCAGAAGUGAAUGCUCGAGGAACAUGAUUAGUCAAUUGACCGACUGUCGGCGUGUCUCGCCGUCUGUCUGUCUGUCUGUCAUCCUUUUGGCUACCCUGAUGAUCGUGUCGCUAUCGAAUUUGAGCAGCUCCUCAAUGCUGCCUGAAGCAAGCGUGAAUGAGUGAGUGUCGAUCUUCUUAUGUUUCCAGCUACUGUCAAGUUUGAGAGCUACCUUCGAAGUAGAAGUAGGGCGGCAGAUGGCGGGCCAGCUCGGCAGCACGGGUCGUCACGUAGCCCAGCAUAGACGACACCGUGUCCGGAGGGUGGCUGCCCACACGAAUCGCCGCACGCGUCUUGGCCACAACUGCACCCACAACGGCACGCACAAUCAAAAUGCGUCUUCAUUAUGCACACAUGGCGAUGCAUGUCUCCCGUGUGUUGUGUGCGUAUCGACCGAGCUGCAGGAACUCCAGGAGUUUGGGGUAGACAGUGGGCUCGUAUCCCUGGAGGUCGGGGAGCUUCAUGAGGCUCUCCAGCCUGAGUGGCGUGCCCACGACGAUGGCCUUGCGCAGCAGGUCCUCCAGGCCCUCGGCCAUAGUCUUGGGAGUGUCCAUGCCGGCCUCCACUGCCGCGGAGAGCAGGCUGUCCAAGUCCCAUCGCAGGGGGAACUCAUCACUCAGCAACUCUGAACGAGGUACCACAAACGAAGAAGCAAACGAACAAGCAGAGAAACGAGCGCCACUCAAGUUGGUGCACGUAGCUCUUGCUUGUCCUCAUCGUGUACUUGGCGGCUCGUAGUUUCGAAUAGCUACUGGGAAUGCAGUCGCAGUUGUGGCAACCAAACUGAUCGUAACCCCAAGCAGACCAGAAAGCAUUUGUGGGAUGGCCAGACAACACAUGCAUUCCAGAUGCCCGCCCACCUUUGUGUGAAUGCCGCCAUGUCGGCAGCCGCCGCCCCCGCUGUGUCGAUGAGAGUCGGCUCCAGGAAGGAGGUGGCACCUGACCAUUACCCAAGCACACACACGGACGCAUCUCGCCAUGAUACGUGCUUCACGAUGACGUUGCGUGUCAGCUUGCCAGUACCGGGGGUCUGGGCCAUCACGGGGGCCGCCAGGAGGCAGCAGAGGGCGGUCAGGAGCACGACGACGGGCUUCAUUAGCAGUGGGAGGGGGAAGAAAGGGAGGGAGGGAACUUCUCU
This is a messenger RNA of Vitrella brassicaformis, 6653 nucleotides long. Lineage: Eukaryota; Vitrellaceae. The record is from the annotation of a GenBank genome assembly.